Messenger RNA from Fragaria vesca subsp. vesca, 1390 nucleotides. Its product is annotated as probable actin-related protein 2/3 complex subunit 2-like. Gene Ontology annotation, cellular component: actin cytoskeleton; Arp2/3 protein complex. The coding region runs from base 22 to 1137 and encodes 371 amino acids. Gene Ontology annotation, biological process: actin filament polymerization; Arp2/3 complex-mediated actin nucleation. The record is from RefSeq and is a predicted model, not a curated record. Lineage: Eukaryota; Viridiplantae; Streptophyta; Magnoliopsida; Rosales; Rosaceae. The transcript is spliced from 10 exons. Gene Ontology annotation, molecular function: actin filament binding; structural constituent of cytoskeleton.
AGAGAGUGGAUAUCUCUCAGUAUGGCAUGUUUAGAGAGGGCUUCCCCAGCUUUGAAGGAAAUCCUGCUGAAGUUAUACCACAGUGCCAACAAGUCCACAGAGAUUGAUCAUCACUUGUAUGAAUUUGGGUCUGUGGAAUACCAUAUCCAGUCAUCAGCCUCAAAUGAACAUUAUGUAUACUUGUCAAUAUCAACUCCACUGCUUUCCCAAGAAGUCCUGUUGCCAUAUGGGAUUUCACAUAGUACCAAACAGAUGGUAACAGCAAUUUGUCCAGAUGUUAUUGAGAUCAUUGAACCUGCAAAAGAAGGAUACCAGCUUACUUUAAGGCUUGAUUUUUCUAGACUGCCAAACGGAAAAGAUUCUCUAAAGAUAAUUGCUGAGAUUUCUGCUGUGCAAUCAAUAAUUUUAAGUUCUCGGCUGAAAGAAAUCUUGACAAAUGUCAACUCCUAUGAUUCAUUUCAAGGGAUGUAUAAGCCAAUCAAGCUCCUGUAUCGCCCAAGUGAGCCUUUCUUCAUUAUUAGACAGCCACAGAAGAGCAUAGCAGUAUUCCCCAUACAUUUUAAAGACAAACCAGAUGUCAUAAUCGCAACAACCUUCUUUCAGGAACUUAUGGAUGUUGGAAGCUCUGAAAAAUGGGCCAAAGCACCUCCUUGUUGCUGGUCACCAAUUCCACCUCCAGAGUUAAGAGGGGAACUUUUUGAAGAUUUGAGUACAACUGGAGGAUUUGUGUCUUUUGAGAUUUCUCCACGGCAUGUCAAAGGUAAAAAACUGGACAAGACAGUAUGGAGCUUAUUGAAUUUCUAUGCCUAUGUAAAAUUCCAUGUGAAGAGUACUAGAAGUUAUAUCCAGAGAAGGAUGAGAAAGCGUUUGGAGGGAUUAGUUGAGCUCCUUCAUACGCAUAACAUAAAAGUAGAAGAUGAAGAAACGCGAAGCCGCAAGAUUCAAGGAUUCAAGUGUACGAUAAGGAUAGCCAAUCUACCAAAAUUUACUGUCCUUAAACGAAGAUAUAAUGGAUUCAGAAGGACCAUCAAGAGAAUCAGAUCUCGAAUUAGAAUCCAUGGAUUCGGGCGAUUUCGUCACCGAUGGUUAAAACUACCAAAGUUCUCUUCUUCUAUGGGAUAUACCAAAUUAGAGUAACUAAAGAUAGAGAAGCAAUUCCACUACUGCUUCUUAUAUAGAAUGAUACGAGUUAAGUGUGCCAUCAAUAUUUUUACUAUACAGCUAAUCCCAGUUAGUAGCCAUAUAAAGUAUUUUCCUCAAAUGACAUCAUAGUUUAAUAUUAAUGUCUUAAUCUGUAAUUCUUUUGAAGUACCACAUAUAGAAUUGGUGCUCAGACAUAUUCAUCUUUUUGUAAUUUUUUAUACAUUCAGGAAAUUUACUCUGAGACUAC